This is a messenger RNA of Brassica rapa (field mustard), 4708 nucleotides long. Its product is annotated as ADP-ribosylation factor GTPase-activating protein AGD1. Gene Ontology annotation, molecular function: GTPase activator activity; protein binding. The record is from RefSeq and is a predicted model, not a curated record. Gene Ontology annotation, cellular component: cytoplasm. NCBI's taxonomy places the organism in Eukaryota, Viridiplantae, Streptophyta, Magnoliopsida, Brassicales, Brassicaceae.
CCAUGGCACUUUCAUCACGCAAUAUUCUAUUAUUAACACCAACUUCUAUUUUUCAGUAAAAUAUGUGAUCAUUUUUUAUUUGUAGGAGUAUGUCAUUUCUUUUGAACAAAAAGUUAUAUUUCCUGAUUUUUUUAUUUUUUAUUAUUUCUAUAUUGAUUUUUCGUUUUCCAUAAAACAUGUGUCAUGAUUUCUAUAUAAUCUUCGUUAUACACACAUAAUUUUAUAAACAGACAAACACAUAGAACUUGAAACUAGAAGCAUCAAUGGAAGAAUCACAUCAAGAAACACAAGACCCAUCGCAAGAACGAGAAAAAUGUUCAUAUAUUCAAUAGAGUCCUGAAAAAAAUAAAAAUUUGAUCAAUUUACUUUUAGAUGAUGUUGCUCGGGUUUGCGUGACAAUAAUGGCACAUUCAGCAAAUUUACGGUGGAGAAACACAAGAUCCAUCGCAAGAACGAGAAAAAAGUUCAUAUAUUCAAUGGAGUCCUGAAGAAAAUAAAACUUUGAUCAAUUUACUUUUAGAUGUUGUUGCUUCGGGUUUGCGUGACACUAAUGGCACAUUCAGUAAAUUUACGGUGGAGAGGCGAAUUCUAUCUACUCUCAAUCGAAUGCAUGGAUGCAAUAAAACCUACCAACACUACUCAAACAGAAUGAAGAUCUUGAAAACAAAAUAUCUAAACACGGCUGAAUAUCUAAACAAAAUAUGAAUGUGUUUUACUUUUUAUAUACUUUGUUUUAUUAUAAAGCUGAAUUUAUUGCAAAUCCAUUUGAUUGAUUUUAAUAAUCCAUUUAUUUUGAUUAUGAAUUCCGUAUGUUUGAUUUCAAAAUCUAUAUGUCUGAUUUAAGAAUCAACAGAUUUCUUAAAUCCUAGAAGAAUUCUCAAAUCCAUUAAAAUAGUAGAACCAAUAACCCUUACUUAGACAGGAUUACAAUUUAUUUUUCCUUUAAUGACACACUUUGAAGUUUUGGAUAUUUUGGUUUUAGCAUUGGAGAAAGAGUGAAACCCCGAUUCGGUUAAAUCUUUUAAUCGGUGGACCAAAUUACAUUUGAAUCUACUAACAAGGUUGACCCAAUAAACUUCAUUAAUACUGAAAACGAUGCUUAUUAAAUGUAGUAGGAGAAGGCGGGGGAUAUUCGUUGAAAAGGAAAAGUGUAUUUAUGAGUUUCUCACACGUUUAGGCGAUUUUCAAAGUCAACUGUUAUGUAUUUCCGGCUUCUUUUUAAUUUAUAAAAAUUUCUUUAUUUUUUCAAUUUUUUUGGAAUUUAAAGAUCGUUUUAAUUUUUUAGAAAAUUUUGGAAGAGUUUUUAUUUUUUAAAAUGAAAAAUAAAAUUUAUUUUCAAUUUUAAUUUCAAAACUAAUUUUAUAAAAAUCUUCUUUAUUUUUUAAUUUUUUUGGAAUUUUAAAGAUCUUAUUAAGUUUUUAGAGAAUUUUUUAUAUUUAAUAUGUACUAAAUAAAUGUAAACAUGUUAGUAAGUACAUUGAAAGUGCUAGUAGUCCAGUGGUUUAAUACCUUACCAUUUGACCAACCAACCUGGGUUUGAAUCCAGAGGUCUACAUAUUUUUAAUUUCAAAUCAUGUAAAACGACGUCGUUUCAUCUCAUUUGAAAACGACGGUGUUUUUUUGGUCAGCCCAAAAAUUCAGGUUUCUUUUGGCAAUUCGUGCAAAGUUCUCAUUUAAAUACCCUUGUCUCUCUCAGUUUACACAAUCGGAGUAGCGCGAAUCUAUGAUGCCUCUUUCACCUGAUCAAUAGGUUUUUUUUGUGAGUAUCAAUCAUAUCAUACGUUUGUUCAUCAGAAUAUCAAAUGUAAUUUUUCUUUGGUGUAAUGACUGUCCUUUUUUUUUGUUAAUUGACGUGCUUUGGUAAUAGUAUUUAAAAGAGUGACAGGCAAGGAGGUUUCAAAGGUUUUUUGUACACGAUCAGCACAACAACAACAACGUCAAAGAGUAGUAAUUUUGUAUUCUCCAUCGCACGAUCACCACAAUAACAACAACGUGUAAUAGACCAACCAAAACCAAUUUUUUCCGUUUUGGGAAGAAGAAGAAAAAAAAAAACAAAGAAGAGGAAGCGACGAAGGAGGAUCGUGCUGCUGUUUCCCUGUGAAAACGAUGCAACAUUUCGCUAAGCUCGAUGAUUCGCCCAUGUUUCGGCAACAGAUGCAAUGCAUGGAAGAGAGUGCGGAGUCGCUACGAAUGCGAUGCUUAAGGUUCUACAAAGGAUGCAGAAAAUACACGGAGGGACUUGGAGAAGGGUAUGAUGCAGACAUUGGCUUUGUAAAUGCUCUUGAAUCUUUCGGUGGUGGCCCUGAUGAUCCCCUCUGCGUUGCUUUUGGCGGUACCCACCCUCCCUUUCUCUUUCCCUCACUGUCUCUUAUUAGUAAUCUAAAAACUCUGCAUUUUACUUCUCCUUUAGGUCCUGUAAUGACAAAGUUCACUAUUGCUCUACGAGAAAUUGGGACAUACAAGGAUGCUCUUCGUUCCCAGGUAGAACAUAUGCUGAAUGACAGAUUGCAUCAGUUUGUCAAUGUUGAUGUCCAAGAAGUUAAGGAAGCACGUAAACGGUUUGACAAAGCUUCCAUCGUCUACGACCAGGCACGAGAGAAACUUCUUUCAUUAAGAAAGAGUACAAGAUUGGAUGUGGCUGCCACCAUCGAGGAGGACUUACAUAGCGCAAGAACAGCAUUCGAGCAAUCCCGGUUUCUUCUGGUUAGUGCACUCUCUCAUGCGGAAGCUAAAAAGAGGUUUGAGUUCUUGGAAGCAGUCAGCCGGACAAUGGAUGCUCAUCUCCGUUUCUUCAAACAGGGAUAUGAGCUACUGCAUCAAAUGGAGCCUUUUAUUAAUCAGGUGUUGACUUAUGCACACCAGUCUAGAGAAUGUGCAAACUAUGAAACGGCAUCACUUAAUGAAAGGAUGCAAGAAUACAAAAGGCAAGUUGAUCGAGAAACUAGAAACUCAAAUGGUUCUCCAACAGGGGAUGGCAUGAGACACAACUCAAGAAACUCUCAAAAAGUCAUUGAGGCCGUCAUGCAAUCUGCUGCAAAAGGAAAGGUUCAGACUAUAAGACAAGGGUAUCUGUCUAAACGUUCCUCAAACUUGAGAGGUGACUGGAAAAGAAGGUUCUUUAUUCUUGAUAGCCGUGGCAUGCUAUACUAUUACCGCAAGCAGUGGAAUUGGUCUUCAGGAAAUGGAAGCAGGUCUGCUGCUCAGAAGAAUACGACUUCAGAAAACAGUCCUGGUCUGCUAAGUCGGUGGUUGUCUUCUCAUUAUCACGGUGAUGAAAAACCAGUCGCACGUCACACUGUGAACCUGCUUACCUCAACUAUCAAAGUUGAUGCAGAUCAGACGGAUCUAAAAUUCUGCUUUCGAAUUAUUUCACCUACAAAAGUUUAUACAUUGCAGGCAGAGAAUGCGCAAGAUCAGAUGGACUGGAUCGAGAAGAUAACUGGAGUUAUUGCUUCUUUGCUAAGUUUCCAGACACCUGAAAGAGCAAUCAAUCGCCUUUCUACAGUGGACGGAGAUACCUUCUCUGUGAGUGAUUCCGGUUCUGUAGCAGAUCCACAUGAUGUGGAGCAGGCAGAAAGUGGAGAAUCCACAGUGGAAAAUAAUCACAUGACUGGGGGAAAACGUUCGAGGUUCUCAGGGUGCUUGCAGCAACAUGAUAUGAUGGCAAAGCCAAUUGAUGUCUUGACCAAAGUAUUGGGGAAUGAGAAAUGUGCAGACUGUGGUGCUCCUGAACCUGAUUGGGCCUCUUUGAAUCUCGGUGUCCUCAUAUGUAUUGAAUGUUCUGGUAUACAUCGUAACCUUGGUGUCCACAUUUCAAAGGUCAGAUCGCUCACGCUUGAUGUUAAAGUAUGGGAACCAUCGGUCUUGACGUUGUUUCAGUCGUUAGGUAACGUAUAUGUAAACUCAGUGUGGGAGGAGUUGUUGAACUCAGAGAGUAGAUCUUCGGGCACUCCCAAGUCAGAUCAACCAAGAAAGUUUCUUGCAAGGAAGCCUGGUUUUAGUGACCCCAUAUCUAUGAAAGAGUUGUUCAUCCACGCAAAGUACUCAGAGAGGAUAUUUGUCCGCAAAGCAAUAGACAGUCAGCAUUUCCAGGCAGUUUUCCAAGAGAUUUGGGAGAAUGUGCGUGCUAACGACAAGAAAUCAGUUUACAAACACAUUGUCUGCUACCAAGCAGAUGUGAAUGCUCUACGUGGACAAGCAUCGUACACCGUGUCUUUACCCUUAUCAAAGAUGAUGGAGCUGGAGGUAAAGGAGGAAACCCUUGCAGCCAAAUUCAAGAGAAUCGAAGAGGAGUUUCAAGAGAAUCCAGAGGGCUAUUCUGACUCGACAGGGGAUGGGGAAAGUAUGGUCAGAGAAGAAGCUUCAAAGGACUGCUCUUUGCUUCACCUUGCUUGUAUUUAUGCGGAUAUUGGUAUGGUGGAAUUAUUGCUUCAGUAUGGUGCAAAAAUAAAUGCAACUGAUUCAAAAGGUCGGACUCCACUUCAUCAUUGUAUCAUCAGCAGGAGAUAUGCAAUUGCAAGGUUGCUACUUAUGAGGGGAGGAGAUCCAAACGCUGAGGAUAAAGACAGUUACACACCGGUCAAAUAUGCUUUAGAGACAGACCUCAAUGACAGCGAACUAAUUGCAUUAUUAACAGACUCCAGAAGAUGAUAAUAUGUGAUGAAAAAAAAAUAACCACUUUGCUUUUACUUUUUGAAAGCAGAAGACG